Messenger RNA from Sus scrofa (pig), 2478 nucleotides. RefSeq names its product tripartite motif containing 21 (gene TRIM21). Gene Ontology annotation, biological process: protein ubiquitination. Gene Ontology annotation, molecular function: protein binding; zinc ion binding; ubiquitin-protein transferase activity. The record is from RefSeq and is a predicted model, not a curated record. NCBI's taxonomy places the organism in Eukaryota, Metazoa, Chordata, Mammalia, Artiodactyla, Suidae.
CCCGGGUACCCCAGGCCUCCCCGGGGGACCGCUCUCCGCUGCCCCGGAUCUGAAGAGCCCCUUGCAGCCGAGCUCUCUGCUGCCCCAGAGCCCUCUUGGGCGCAGGGUUCCCUCGACCCUAACCGGCGGUUUUCCCCGUGCUGCCGUCCGCCCGGGAGGAGGCUGGGCUGUGAACCGACUUCCAAGUCCUCCGGAGCCCAGGGCGGGGCCACCCCGAGAUCUCCUCAGCGCUGCUUCAUAGCCCGGCAGCACCAUGGCCUCAGCACUGCCCUUGGCAAGGAUGUGGGAUGAGGUCACGUGCUCCAUCUGCCUGGAUCCCAUGGUGGAGCCCGUGAGCAUCGAAUGUGGCCACAGCUUCUGCCAGGAAUGCAUCUCCGAGGUUGGGAAGGAUGGGGGCAGCGUCUGUCCUGUGUGCCGGCAGCACUUCCUGCUCAGGAACCUCCGGCCCAAUCGGCAGGUGGCCAACAUGGUGGAUAACCUCAAAGAGAUGAGCCAGGGGGUCAAGGAAGGCCCGCAGUGGGAGCUGUGUGCGGUGCACGGAGAGAAGCUUCACCUGUUCUGUAAGGACGAUGGGAAGGUCCUUUGCUGGGUGUGUUCCCAGUCCCGGAAACACCGGGACCACACCAUGGUCCCCAUUGAGGAGGCGGCUCAGGAGUACCAGGAGAAGCUCCAGGUGGCACUCGAGAAACUCAGAAAUAAACAGGAGCAGGCUGAGAAGCUGGAAGCGGAUAUUGCAACGAAGAGAGCAGCCUGGAAGGGGAAGGUUGAGGCCCACAAACUGAGGAUCCACGAAGAGUUUGUCCGGCAGAAAAACUUCCUGGCAGAAGAGGAGCAGAGGCAGCUGCAGAAGCUGGAGGAGGAGGAGCGGGAACAGCUGAAAGCCCUGGGGGCCACAGAAGCCAGGCUGGCCCAGCAGAGCCAGGCCCUGCAGGAGCUGAUCGCAGAGCUGGAGAGGAGGAGUCGGGGCCCCAUGCUGGAGCUGCUACAGGAGGUGAAGAGUGUCCUGGAAAGGAGUGAGUCUUGGAACCUGAAGGAGCUGAACAUCGGCUUCCCAGACCUGAGCAGCUUGUGCUAUGUGCCCGGGAUUAAGAGGAUGCUGAGGUCAUAUGCAGUGCACAUCACUCUGGACCCACUGACGGCCAGUCCGUGGCUCGUCCUUUCAGAGAAUCGGCGACAAGUGAGGCUUGGAGAGACCCGGCAGGAAGUGCCCGAAAACGAGGAGAGAUUUGAUACCUACCCCAUGGUCCUGGGUGCCCAGCACUUCAACUCUGGGAAACAUUACUGGGAGGUGGAUGUGGCCGGCAAGGAGGCCUGGGACCUGGGUGUGUGUCGAGACUCCGUGAAGAGGAAGGGACAUUUUUUGCUCAACCCCAGCAAUGGCUUCUGGACCAUCUGGCUGUGGAACAAACAAAAAUAUGAGGCUGGCACCUGCACCCAGACUCCCCUCUACCCUCAGGUGCCUCCGAGCCGCGUUGGGAUCUUCCUGGACUACGAUGCCAGCACCGUCUCCUUCUACAACAUCAGUGACCACGGCUCCCUCAUCUACAGCUUCUCAGAAUGUGCUUCGCUGGACCCGUUCGGCCCUUCUUCAAUCCUGGUUUCAAUGACGGUGGAAGAAAUGCACCCCCCCUGACCCUCUGUCCACUGAGGACGGGCUGGUAGGGAUCCAGAGACUGUCGGUGGCAGCGCUUCUCUGUUAGCCCCCCUCUCAGCCAAGAGCCCUGCCUCAUUUGCCCCUGGACGCCCAACCACCGUUACCUCUGCAGAGGUGUCAGGAUAUCAGCAAGCAAACGCUGGCAGAGAGGUCACGGGGGGUCUGUGUCAAAUGACCUUCAACACCCAGAUUCCUGCCCUCCGUUGCUUCAUGAGCCCCUCCAUAAGCCAGCCACUCGUAUCUGGCCCCAAACUCAUCUGGAUCAACUGAAGCAUGUUCUCCUCUCCAUCUCCGGGCCUCUGCUCAGAUCUCUCCUGUAGAUCUUGCAAAGGGCUUCCUAAAUAAAUUGGGCCUCCGUCUGCCCCACCACUCUUGUCUCGUACACCUCUGGGAUUAGCUUUCCGACAUGGUCACGUCUCAUCACGGAUGGCUCCACGCUGCUACGGAAAAAGAGCCAUUAGCAGCCAUCCUUUUAAAAUAAAGGCUGAGGAGUUCCCGCUGUAGCACAAUGGGAUUGGCGGCGUCUUGGGAGCGCUGGGACAUGCAGGUUGGACCCCCGGCCCCGCACAGUGGGUUAAGGAUCCGGCGUUGCAGCACCUGCAGCUCAGGUCGCAACUGCGUCUCAGAUAUGAUCCCUGGUCCAGGAACUCCAUGUGCCGAGGGGCAGCCAAAAGAAGAAAAAGAUAAAUUAAAAGAUAAAAAUGAAGUUUAAAAAUUACAGAAAAUAAAAUAAAGGCUGAAUUACGCACGCCUUAGAUCACCCUGUUAAAUACCCAGCUUGCUGGCUCCCCUACUCCCCUCACUACCUCCCAGCCGUAUCUUCU